AAGCAAAAGAAAGAAAUAAUGGCUCGUACCAAGCAGACCGCUCGUAAAUCGACCGGAGGAAAGGCUCCUCGUAAGCAACUGGCGACAAAGGCUGCUCGCAAAAGUGCUCCUGCUACUGGCGGAGUGAAGAAACCCCAUCGUUAUCGGCCAGGAACAGUAGCCCUUCGGGAGAUCCGUCGUUACCAGAAAUCGACUGAGCUGUUGAUUCGCAAGCUGCCGUUCCAGCGUUUAGUGCGUGAAAUUGCCCAAGAUUUCAAGACCGACCUUCGCUUCCAGAGUUCCGCCGUCAUGGCACUGCAGGAGGCCAGCGAAGCCUAUCUAGUCGGUUUGUUCGAGGACACCAAUCUAUGCGCGAUCCACGCCAAGCGUGUUACCAUCAUGCCAAAGGACAUCCAGCUGGCUCGUCGGAUCCGUGGCGAACGUGCUUAA
Molecule: messenger RNA, 429 nt
Organism: Malaya genurostris
Lineage: Eukaryota; Metazoa; Arthropoda; Insecta; Diptera; Culicidae
Product: histone H3
Exons: 1
Coding region: 19-429 (136 amino acids)
Cellular component (GO): nucleosome
Molecular function (GO): protein heterodimerization activity; structural constituent of chromatin; DNA binding
Source: RefSeq, a predicted model, not a curated record